UAUUGCUGCAGGAUUAUUUUCAUGCUGUGAGAAACUGGGCAAAUUAAGAUCCUACACCUGUAGAGACAUCACAUUCCCGUGACAUAAACUUUCCCUCCACUCUAUAGCACCCUCCCUCUCUCGGGGUCUGAGGGGAGGGUUCAUCUCCCUGGACACCAUGUCUGUCAGCCCCACAGGGCCAAUGGGUUGUAUAAACCCAGACACAGCGGCUACGCCUUCCUUUGAUGUCAACCAACGAGACCAGAAAUGUGUAUUCUGUGCCUCGAGGGCAAAGCCUUCCCACAAAACCAGUGUUAACCAUCAUGCAUCACUGGAGCUCCUGCAUGUCUGCAUAUUCUACCACCGCUCUCCACUCUCAGACUUCUCAGUCUCUGUUCACACUUUAUGUAGUGUCAUCUAGUAUGGAAAGGAGGCAACAAUGGCUCUCCCGACUGAAGAGUGAAUUCGGCAACAGCCCCUUGGUCUCCAACGUGGCUUUCGGCUUCAUCCUGAUGGGCUUGGAGAAGCUGGUUGAGCUGGAGUUCGAGUGUCCGUGCGACCCCAAAUGGAACGGGCUAUUUUCUUCCGCCUUCUUCGUCAUUCCUGCUAUCAUGGCCUUCAUGCUGAUGCUAAUCAUCCAGGACUGCAGGUACGACCUGAGCGGCUGCCCCAGGACAGUGUCCAUCUCCAGCCUGGUUCCGCCCAUCGUCUGGCUGAUCCUGCUCUUCCUGGACGGACAGUACUUUGCGUGCGCGCUAACAGACUGGAACGGCAGGUUUGUGAUUGUCGACAAGGCGGCUCCUCAGAAGUGGUGUGAGCCGCCGCAUGACGAUGGCACGCUGCAGGAUCUCAUGGUGCACUCUCAGGAAUUAUUUGUGGAGUCUCAGGUUAUUGGUAUUGCUCUGUUGAUAUUCAUCUGUGUGGGACUCAUAGUGUACGUGAUCAGAGAGAGCUGCCAGCAGGAAGAGGAACUCCAGGAAGUCAACAACACUUACGAGAUGUAUGAGAUGACAUGACUUCGACAACAUCAUUAAGCCAAAACCUGUUUUUUGAAGCUAUGGGAGAGAAUUCAUAAUGUUUUCUCUACAAAUGCCUCAAGACUGCAAGACCUUGUCUCUCCAGCAACUUCUAAAGGGAAGGGAACACUGCCGGUACCUCCCUCUCCAACCAAGGUGCAUGAACAGAGGUGCAAACAGAGAAGAGGAGGAAAUUCACCAACUUGGCGAUAGAAAUGCUUGUUCUUAUUAAAACCAACAUGUUUUGGCCUGUAGCCUUCUUCAGGGCCCAGUGACUUUUACCUUUCCUGCAAACUGUACAUGAAUGUUAUACUUUUGGAAAUUAUACUUUUCUGAUGAACAGUUUUUUAAAGUAGUGGGGGGGGGAUAUUUGUUGGUCUAUCUGCCCUUUUAGAAAUGUUCUCUGUAGGUGUCAAAAUGUGUCCCAAUUUUUGUAAAUAUUAAAAUGUGUUAAGGUAUGGUCACGUUUGUAUGUAAGGUAUUUAUAGCAACUAAUAAAAUMAUU
Molecule: messenger RNA, 1500 nt
Organism: Salvelinus sp. IW2-2015
Lineage: Eukaryota; Metazoa; Chordata; Actinopteri; Salmoniformes; Salmonidae
Product: calcium homeostasis modulator protein 2
Cellular component (GO): plasma membrane
Molecular function (GO): monoatomic cation channel activity
Source: RefSeq, a predicted model, not a curated record